ACAAAUUUUUUGAAGUCUUUCGAAGAGCUUUAUUUUUUGUUGAGAUUCGCACGUAACAAUGCUGUCAAGAUCUCGUCUUUUUCUUUUGCCGAGGAACUCCGAUUGAAUCCAUCCUCGCUUGUUUUUUUUUGUGAUGCUUGCUAGUUAGCUUGCGAGAAUCUAUUCUAAAUGCGACUACAUGUUACUAGUCGAUUGACUUCAGAGAGCCUCCUCCAAAGAGGGCCUCCGAUAUGCUCUUCUAGUCCCCGACUUAAUGCAAGUCUUGGGUUUUUGUUCUCCUGGAAAAGGUGUUGAUUAGGCAAGAACUUGUCUAAUUUGUAUUGCUUGACUCUUGAUUCCGUUUGUUUGAGUUAUUUCCUGGGGAUGUUGUAAGUUAUUGUGCUCUACAUCUGUCUGAUGAAAGGACUGAGAGAGAAACCUGCAUUGCUUGGUAUAGUGUCAACAGUUUUGGUUAACAUAUGGAGCCUUUUCUUGUUGCGCAUUUGUUGAAGCUUUUUCAAGCUUGCAAGUGGGCUAUUAAUGUGCAGCAGAAUCAAGUUCAUUAUUUUGAAUUUUUUAUUUCGAAGUUGAACAGUGUCUCCGGCCUGCGUUCCUGGACGAUUUUCUGAUUUUCAGAAAGAUGCAGGCUUUAGGUUAGCUUCUGAAUGUUCUGAAAUUCAUGCUUGCUAUUUGGCUUCAUGUUGCAGUUUAAUUUGUUUGUCCUUGUGGCAGUUUUUGAAGCUGAUUAACUAGAAGGGAAAGGUUAACAAGGAAGAAGAUAACUUUGGUUUCUAUCUGACACUAGUGAUUCUACAAUCAGUCAAUGAUAUACACCUGGUCUCGUCCCACAUCGGGAAUGAGAGUAGGUCAGUACACUACCAAAAAGUUGGGCUUAAGUAUUUUGGGUUUAUUUGUUUAGACUCACAAGUUAGUGGAUUACUUGUCCCAUCCGGUUGGAUCAUACUAUAAAAUAGUACCAAAGCCGACCAACUAUUGUGUCUGCUAAGGGACUCAAGUAGAAAAUAACAAUACACGGAUGAGCCAAAUGACACAUCUUGGUGACAUGGCUCCACCACUGGGAUAAGCCUCAUAUGUAUCAUGCCAGGGCUUGAUUUUGGGCCAAUGACUUUAAGCCCUUAAGUGAGGGAGAUUGCAACACUUUGGUUUAGUUCUACCUUGGAAAUGUGAGAAAUAUUGAAUGAACUUGGAUCAUAACAAGUGAUUCUAUGAUCAUCUAGUUAAGGCUCCUCACUAGGAUACUUAUGGUAUUAUUUCACUCUACUUUUUGCUAGUAGACAAGCAUGGCGAGCUGAAGUACAGGUCAGAUAUGUAUGGAUAACCCAUUUUCUUGACCUUGACUCAUGGCAUCAUACCAUUCAAAGCAGAACAAAGAUUCUAAGCUUCUUCAUUCUUUAAUCAUUUUAUGAAACAGAAUCAAAUGGAUUUCUAGUGAUGGCAUCUGUUUUUUUUUAAUAUAGUUACCAAUAAGAUACUCAUUCUUCUAUGAGGUUAUUGGCCCCUGCUAAAUGCCUUCCAAGCAAUGUUUGCUACUUCUAACAUUGUUGUAUGUGGAUGCAACGACAAUACCAUUUCUAUCGAAUAUGAUUUGGAUGGAAAUAUCAUCCAUGAUGAUUUUCAAAAUUCUGGAGUUCGUAUUUGUUGCCUAAUAGAAAUUAUGCAUGCUAAACUUUCCUUGCUGAUUAACCUUUUAUUGAGGCUUUUGGAAGAUUCUAAACUCUUAUGUGUUUGAAUAGUUUUUAAGAAAAUUUCCAUCUUGUUUCAUCCUUCUAACGUACCUUGCUCACCUUUACAGUAGUUUAGGUAGCUCCUGGGAGUUUGGUAUGUGCUAAAAAGCUACAUUUUUUUGGAAAUGUUUGAAUAUCUUAUACAUCGUUGUAGUGUUGGCAUAUGCAGAACAACUGGUGCAGGCUCUAUUGUUUACGUUAAUAUAAUGCUUUUUGCUGACAGUUGUAUCAUCCAUGAUGAUUUUCAACAUUCCGGAGUUCUUAUUGUUGUCUAAUAGAAAUUAUGCAUGCUUAACUUUCCUUGCCGAUUAACCUUUUAUUGAGGCUUUUGGAAGAUUCUAAACUCUAGAUAAGAGAUCAACUCUUAUGUGUUUGAAUAGUUUUUAAGAAAAUUUCCAUCUUGUUUCAUCCUUCUAACUUACCUUGCUCACCUUUACGGUAGUUUAGGUAGCUCCUGGGAGUUUGGUAUGUGCUAAAAAACUACAUUUUUUUGGAAAUGUUUGAAUAUCUUAUACAUCUUUAUAGUGUUGGCAUAUGCAGAACAACUGGUGCAGGCUCUAUUGUUUACAUUAAUAUAAUGCAUUUCGCUGACAGUUAUAGCACCAGUGUUUCUCCGCUUUGUUGGACCUAUAUGUAGUCAAAUUUAGUAUGAUUCUGCCACCAGCUAGCUAUCAGAAUGGAUUCUACUUAAAAUCUUAGGAAUGGCUUCUUGUCAUGGAUCUUCAAAACAUGAUAAGUUUUCUAUCAAAUAUUUAUGGAUUCCUCUGGAUGUGCAAUGUUAUGAACCAAAUACAAUUGUUUCCCAGAAAUAUGCCCUCAGAACUCAUGCAAAGGGCAGUGCACUAUCUGAAACCAAAUCUCCCAUCCAAGGAGCAAGUACAGCAAAGUUUGUAUCUGCAGUUGCUAGGAUCUGGGAUUAUGCUGGAGAUCCAGCAGUUUUCCACAGUGAUGAAAGCUUGAAAUAUCUUGACCAUUUGCAGAAAGAGUAUAACACCAUAUGCUAUUCUGGCAGGCAAAGAAAACAAAAACCAACAUCCACCAGAAAUGGAAGUGCUUGCAAUGGACUAGAGCCUAAAAGCUCUUUGACAUCUGCAGUAAAAUCAUACUUUGAGGAAGUAAAAUGCAUUAAGAAACAGUUAUUGAUUGCCGCUUGCAACAGAUAUGUAGCCAAUUCUUUCAUCUGGAAACGUGUCUGGUUAAUUGGUUCCCAUUCACAUAUAGGAAACGAUAAGGUCACAUGGAGUACAACUCCAACUGUUCAAGCCAGCCAAUGUGAAAGCAUUGAUAAAACUAGUUUGGAAGACCUGAAGGAUGACAGAUCUAUUGGAACAGACAAGCAAAGUCCAUUUGAAAUAUCUGCUACUCGGGCCAAAGGGAAUUCUGCUGCUGCUGAACUCUAUGAUGCUUCUUGUGAUAAAUCAACGAACUUAGUAGGAAACGAUCUGCAAAUUUCAGGUUCAUUUUAUUCAACAUAUUCACUUCGACCAAUGAUGAUCUGGAAAGGAAUAGUUGUUGGAUUUUGUAGAAAUCACAGAUCUAGUCUUCAUUUCGGCAACAACUUUGAUUUCUUAACUUUGACUGGUUACACUUAUGGACGCCAUCAGAAAGCUAUUGAGGUCAUGUCCUCUUCAGUUUCUGAGGUUUCACGGGAACUUUCUGCCUUCAAGGAUUGUGAUAUUCAUGAGUGUGGUAAAAGCUUAGCUCAGGAGCCCAUUCUUGAACAUAAACGUUUACCAAUAUUCACGAUACAUGAUAAACUCGAAAAAGAACUAACCAAGAAUAGACAUGCAAUAGCAGGAGCAUUGGCUGGAACAAUUGUUAGCCUUUGUCUGCAUCCUAUUGAUACAAUUAAGACUAUAAUUCAGGCUGAUGGCAUAGGUCAAAAGUCAGUUUAUUGCACUCUCAGAACACUCAUAUCAGAAAAAGGCAUAGCAGGGCUCUACUGUGGGAUAACUACCAAUAUUGCUUCCUCAGCGCUUAUUUCUGCCAUUUAUACCUUCACAUAUGAAUCAGUUAAGGGGGCCCUACUACCAGUUCUGCCAAAGGAGUACCAUUCUGUUGCUCACUGCUUUGCAGGUGGUUGCUCAAGCAUAGCUACUUCUCUCAUCUUUACUCCCAGUGAACGUAUAAAGCAACAGAUGCAAGUGGGUUCACAGUAUCAGGACUGCUGGAAUGCCUUCAUUGGAUGCUUUGAAAAGGGUGGAUUGCCUUCACUAUAUACUGGGUGGAAGGCAGUUCUUUGUAGGAACAUUCCACACUCCAUUAUCAAGUUUUACACCUAUGAAAAUUUGAAGCUUCUCUGUUUGGUGUCGGCAAAGACUAAUUCAGGUCUUAGCACAUUGCAAACGCUAUUGUGUGGGGGUAUUGCUGGAUCGACUGCUGCUCUUUUCACAACACCCUUUGACGUGGUAAAGACAAAGUUGCAGACACAAGCUCCUGGGACUAUUGGGAAAUACAGUGGGGUUCUUCAUGCAUUGCAAGAAAUAGCUAGGCAAGAAGGUUUUCAAGGGCUUUACAGGGGUGUGACUCCAAGGUUAGCUAUGUAUAUCUCUCAAGGAGCCCUUUUUUUUGCAUCAUAUGAGUUUCUUAAAGUAGUCUUUGCUUUGCAAGUUCCGCAAUCACAUGUUCAGGUCAUUCAUAACCAACAAAAUGCUGACUACUUAAAGUUGAGAAGUGAACAGACUGAAGUCUUAAACCAGAAUUCUUUGGCUAAUUAGAAACUAACUAAUGGUGGACUUGUUUUGUGGGCAACUAGUCAGAGGGAACCCUGAUCGAUCACUAAUGGGCAAGACAGUGGUGCUUCUUUAGAACACAAAGCCACCGAGCCGUAUUUUUGAAAUCUGGUUGUCUUAAUCGCACGUGCAUUGGAAUUCGAUAAAAGUGGCAUUGAACAUGUUCUUGGACCUUGCUUCCUUGUGUUUAGUUUCUGAAGAUCUUAGAAAUCCUUUUUUACUCCUUUCACUACUCUUUUCACCAAAUGCCAGUUUGCCAUGCCCCAGCAAAGAUGAGUUCUUUUCUUUCCUUUCCUCCCUCGACUAAUAUCUUCUUGUUGCCAACUUCAGUGGUGUGUCAUGGAAUUCAAUCUGUCCAUGGCAUGGGAUGCAACUACAACUUUAGCAGCAUUGUUUACUGUUGUUGGUCAUCAUUCAUCAUUCACAAGUUUGUUCUGGUAGCAUUUUGAUAUUUAUCAUGCAUGAUUCUGUUUUAUGCCCAUAUAGGUUUAUCUUCACAUCAGUCUCUGAAUGUGCAAUCCUCAGAACGGAGGAUUUGACACCCAUUAAUGCAAAUUUACAUCUCAGCUGACCAUAUAUGCUGCAGUUGUGUGAUUUAAACCAGUAGCUACUCUUC
Molecule: messenger RNA, 5072 nt
Organism: Musa acuminata AAA Group (dessert banana)
Lineage: Eukaryota; Viridiplantae; Streptophyta; Magnoliopsida; Zingiberales; Musaceae
Exons: 8
Coding region: 2426-4441 (671 amino acids)
Cellular component (GO): mitochondrial inner membrane; chloroplast envelope
Molecular function (GO): S-adenosyl-L-methionine transmembrane transporter activity
Source: RefSeq, a predicted model, not a curated record